CCUCGCGGCCGAUGUGCGUCGAGUGGUUGUCGGCCGCGGGAGUUUAAAGCCCAGGCUAGAAAAACACAUGCUGGUGCUCUCCAAUACCAACUAAAUGUACUGGGGCUUUCGGCUACGCAGAUCCAACAGCAUAUGGAGGGAAUGUCCGGAUCAAAGUAAUCAACAGGCAACAUGUGCUAAGGAAGAGAGGACAAAAAGGAACACGUCUGUGGCAGGGCGGAGAACAAGAGAAAAUGGAGGGUACAAGCAAAAUAUCUUUAUAUCUUUGGCUACAAGUGGAGAUGAACAUGGAGUUAGACCUGGACCCGUCGAUGUAGCGGAGGUAGAGUUCAGGGAUGGGGCCACGGUUGCCAUGCCAAUAGCACCUGCAACACUGGCAAGAUGGAUCCCAAGGACAUGAUGUGGCCACGGACAGUGAGUGACAGCCAACUCAAGUAUGAAGGUGGUGAUUAAUCUUCCCAGAACUGAGUCUUCAUUUGAGGACUUCACCCAGGGAAGACCCAGGAACAUCAAGCCGCACGUUGGCGGUAGGGGCUCGUAUUUGCACAUGGCUUUAAAUAAAGAGGAACAUGCCUUGGAUGAAGAUGGUGCCAAAGGAGACGCAGCUCCACCCACCCUGAAGAAACCGCGGCGGAAGGUAUCUUUCCUGGACGUAGACCCCAUGAAAGGAGAUGAGCCUCCUGGGACCAUCGUCCCUGGUUGUGAGCAGGUGAACAAAGCCAAUAAGGUGCAGCAACUGGCAAAGCCACAGACUCGGCAUCUCCCGGAUGGACCACUCCGUAACGUACCGCCAAACCUUGCCGGCUGUGACAAGCCAACGGAUCCGAACCAACCUCUCAAUGUCCAGCGCCUCCAGUUGGGAUCAAGGCGAGAAGCGAAUGGGAACCUCAAUCCUGUCCCCCUGACUAAGCCAGUCAGGGUUGGGAGUCAAGCAUCGUGGCAGUGGGACCCGCAUCAACACCGCGACCCUUUUAUGAGGAAGAUACCCAAUGUCACUGUGAAGUGGGUGAGCGCAUCGUGUUACCCCCGGCAACCGCUGCUCGUCCCGCAGCAGCUGGCCAGCCCGCUGUAUCCACGCUACGCCAUGGGGCAACAGAUUCACGCCUACUAUCCUCGUGCACCACUGAUGUACGACCUGGUCCCAAUCGAGCAGCUGCCGUUGCAGCCCCCUGUCCCUCACACCAUGGGGCAGCGCUUGCCACGGAUCUGGAACAGAGCAGGAGUACCACUGAGACCAUGUGCCUACCCCAUGGACAGGGCCCCAUCCAUCAUGAGCUGUCCUGGCUACAUGAACACGGGGCCAAGCAGUGAGGAUCGGCCAGACAUGGAAACAUCUACAACCUUCUUAUAAAUCCCAGCACACUGACUGACAUGCCUGAGGACCUUAAUCCAGGAACAAUAAGUAUCACUAACAUUGCUCAUGCAUAAAUUAAGUUUUAUUAUGACAGUAUACAAUGCCUUGUGUGU
Messenger RNA from Leucoraja erinaceus (little skate), 1467 nucleotides. RefSeq lists its product as uncharacterized. Bases 437 to 1351 code for a protein of 304 amino acids. The transcript is spliced from 8 exons. Lineage: Eukaryota; Metazoa; Chordata; Chondrichthyes; Rajiformes; Rajidae. The record is from RefSeq and is a predicted model, not a curated record.